Molecule: messenger RNA, 911 nt
Organism: Electrophorus electricus (electric eel)
Lineage: Eukaryota; Metazoa; Chordata; Actinopteri; Gymnotiformes; Gymnotidae
Gene: edf1
Product: endothelial differentiation-related factor 1
Cellular component (GO): nucleus
Molecular function (GO): DNA binding
Source: RefSeq, a predicted model, not a curated record
UUCGUGCUUCCGCGUCGACCAACGUGAAAAGAAAAGGGUCCAAAGUCUGCUCACGCGAGCAGUGUGCGAAGUUCUUCCAGACUUCUUUUUACCCGAGUAACACAGUCUAUAUUAAAACCAAAGAAGCUUCGAAAACAUGGCAGAGAGUGACUGGGACACAGUGACUGUGCUGAGAAAGAAGGGCUCCGCUGCGCAGGCGAAAUCUAAACAGGCUGUAAUUGCCGCACAGAGACGGGGGGAGGACGUUGAGACCACAAAGAAGUGGGCUGCGGGUCAGAAUAAACAGCACGUUGUAACCAAGAACACAGCUAAACUCGACAGGGAAACGGAGGAGCUACACCACGACAGAGUGCCUCUGGAAGUGGGCAAAGUCAUUCAGCAGGGCCGACAAAAUAAGGGUUUAACGCAGAAGGACCUGGCCACCAAAAUAAAUGAGAAGCCACAAGUAAUUGCAGAUUAUGAAAGCGGGAAAGCCAUCCCCAAUAAUCAAGUAAUGGGAAAGAUUGAAAGAGCUAUUGGACUCAAACUGCGUGGAAAAGACAUUGGGCUGCCACUUGAAGCAGGGCCUAAGAAGAAAUGAACAAAAAAUCCUCGAAAUCCACCACUAAGCCCCUAUAAUUCCCUCACUACUCAAGUCUUUUAGUCCAUUUUCCCAUGCUGCUGCUUCACGUGUUCUCUUCCCUAAACAGUAAUAGAACUGCUUAUUCCAGUGGUGGACUGAAUGUCACUUGAUUGACAAUUGACAAUGCAAGAAAGUGUAAUCUUACAUAAUUUUAUGAAGUGCUGCAUAACUAGAACACUGCUUUUUUGAAGACAUAACCGGUUUAUGUGUUCUUUACAUUUCAGUUAUGUUAUGCUUGCUGUUUUCAAUGUGAAAUAAAUAUUUUUUUUUUUUGCAUUUGAACGUAUAA